AAAACAAAACCACUUCCUCCCUGUCCUGCACAUGGGCACUGCCAUGUCCAGCCAGUGAAGCAGACUGCUCAUGUUGGUUCCUGCUCUUCCACAGGAAAUGCUGUCCUUCUGGGAUGUGGCCAUUGAGUUCUCUGCAGAAGAGAGGAAAUGCCUGGAGCCUGCUCAGUGGAAUUUGUACAGGGAUGUGAUGUUGGAGAAUUACAGCAACCUUGUGUUCCUUGGUCUUGCUGUGUCUAAGCCACACCUAGUGACAUUUUUGGAGCAAAGAGCAGAAUCUUCAGAUGUGAAGAGACAAGCAGCAGGCAGCAUGCAGCGAGGAACAGAACCCAAUGAUUAUACCAUUUACAACAAGGCCAUUGACUGUAACUCACUAAUUAUGCAAAGCCAGAGAAUUCAUACAAGGGAGAAACCCUACAAGUGUGAAGAAUGUGGAAAGGGCCUAAGUUCUCAUAAAGCACUUUCCAUACAUAAGAGACUUCAUACUGGAGAAAAGUCUUAUAUGUGUAGAGAAUGUCAUAAAACCUUCAAUACUCGCUCAUCACUUUUUAUACACCAGAAAAAUCAUACUGAUGAGAAAACCUACAAGUGUGGAGAAUGUGGCAGAUUAUUUUAUUAUCCUUCAAUGCUGAAGCAACAUCAAAGAGUUCAUUCUGGAGAGAAACCCUACAAGUGUGAAGAAUGUGGCAAAGCUUUUUGUGAUCCUUCAUUCCUGAAGCAUCAUCAAAUUCAUUCUGAAGAGAAUCCAUGCAAGUGUAAAGAGUGUGGCAAAAGGUUUUCCCAUUAUGCAACCCUUCAGAGACAUCGUAGAAUUCAUAAUGGAAAGAGAUCAUACAAGUGUAAUGAAUGUCACAAAACCUUUCUUUAUCACUCAGGACUUAAGGACCACAAGGUAUUUCAUACAGGAGAGAAACCAUACAAGUGUGAAAAGUGUGGCAAAUGUGUUUGCUCAGCUUCAUCCCUUAGACGACAUCAAAUUAUUCACUAUGAAGUCAACCCUUACAAGUGUGAAGAGUGUGGCAGACGUUUUUACUCAUAUUUAUCACUUAGAGGACAUCAAAUUAUCCAUUCUGAAGUAAAUCCUUAUACGUGUGUGCAGUGUGGCAAACGAUAUUCCUGUUCUAGGAAUCUUCAGGAACAUCAAACACUUCAUACUGGAGAGAAACCCUACAAGUGUGAAGAAUGUGGGAAAGCCUUUCGUUAUCACUCAGGCUUUAGGAGACACAAGACAGUUCAUACUGGAGAGAAACCCUUCAAGUGUGAAGAAUGUCACAAAGCCUUUUAUUAUGUCUCAAGCCUUAGGAGACACAAGAGGGUUCAUACUGGGGAGAAACACUUCAAGUGUGAAGAAUAUCACAAAACCUUUUAGUAUCUCUCAGGCCUUAAGAAACAUGAGAGAGUUCAUACUGAAGAGAAACCCUAAAAGUGUGAAGAUUGUGAAAGAUGGUUUUUUUCCAUCUUUAUCCCUUAGACAACAUAAAAAAGAAAAGGAAAUUCAUUCUGAAGACGAUCCCUAAAAGUGUGAGGAAUGUGACAAAAACUUUGUUAAUCUUUAUACCCUUUCUCAACACAUGAUAUAGUUCAUAUGAGAGAGAAAUCCUACCAAUGUCUUAAAAAGUUUACUUCUUCAACUCUUAAAAUACAUCAAAUGGUUCAUUCUGACUACAAACUCCAUGGGUGUGUGAAGUGUGGUAAAAUAUUUACUAACAAUUCUCAUCUUAUUCAACUCAAAGGAUUCCAUAGUAGAGAAUAUUAAUUAUUUUGAAUGUUAACAUGAACACCUAACUUCCAAUAGCAAAAAUGCUAAGAACGUCAUCAGAGAACAGUAGAGACUUCUCUUGGCUGUAACCUCCAACAGUUUGUUCAAGCAAUGUGUUUGAAACUUGCCUUGAUUCAUGAGUCUCUUUCUUCUGUAACUAUAAAUGUUCCAUAAAAACUUUACCAUGCAUGUCCAUUGGGUGCCUGGAGUCUGAGAUCUAGGCUGUGGCAUUAUUGUUUAUUUUCCCAGUGGAGUCAUCCAAGCUCCUGUAAUAUCUCCCCUUGGUGUGUAAGAAUCUCUGUCUCUCUGAGCUAGUAGGUUUUCACAAGUAUUUGGCUCCUGAUUCCUUAUUGGUAAAAUAUAAGCAUAAUGACUUAGUUAAAACUACACGAAGUCUCUUCCAGUCUAAGGCCUCAGCAGCAAGGCAGCAGCUGCAGCUGAAGAAAUAAAGUCAUCAGCUGAGGCAGAGAUAAUCUCAGGUGCACAUACUGUGCCUUAGAUAAAAAACUACAGUGCCUGUAGAGCAAUAAUGGCAGGAAAGUUGUGAGAAGAACCAAUUAUUUUCUGAUUGGAUUUAAUGCUUAUUCCACAAACAGUAACCGAUGUGAUAUUAAUUUGGUGAUAUAUUUUUGCCUGGCUAGGGGGUAAGCCCUAGGGAAAAUUUAAUGCUGUUAUUCUAGUAAGUGGAUAAUAACUAAAUGAACUCUAGUUCUCAUCUUUAUUUCAGAGAGUCAUGAUCCCACAUUCUCAUAUUUACCCCUGCAGUGGUAUUGUAUUCCCCGAAAUAUUGUGCACGCUAAUAAAC
Molecule: messenger RNA, 2561 nt
Organism: Onychomys torridus (southern grasshopper mouse)
Lineage: Eukaryota; Metazoa; Chordata; Mammalia; Rodentia; Cricetidae
Product: zinc finger protein 58-like
Biological process (GO): regulation of DNA-templated transcription
Molecular function (GO): DNA-binding transcription factor activity, RNA polymerase II-specific; RNA polymerase II cis-regulatory region sequence-specific DNA binding
Source: RefSeq, a predicted model, not a curated record